UUUGGGGGAGGAGCUCUGGCGGCGGUGAUCGUUCACAGCACACGGAGCUGGUCUUCAGUCCGGUCGGUGAUUUCUGUGUGUUGGAGAUGUUGGAUCACCAGUGUGUGUCCCCGGUCAUAGAGGUCUUUAUCCCGUCUCUCAUGAGGGAAGUGGACGAGACGGGAAAGUUGCGCAAACUCUUCAGGUUGGAAAUUCUGUUCAAUGGAAGGAAACACUUUGUUCUGCGGCGACAAAGUGAAUUUCAGACGCUUCACCGGAAGCUGAAGAAGAUCCUGCAAGUUCCUGAUUUUCCCAGUAAGAGAAACCAGCACCUGAGAACCAAACCACUGGAGCAGAGACAACAGGAACUAGAGGACUACAUCCAGGAGAUUCUGUAUCGAAAUGACGUUGUCCCUCAAGAGCUCCUGGAUUUCCUGCAGGUCAAACAUUUUCAUUCUGCGAGCAAGAACUGCAGCUCUGAUGAAAACCAGUCAGAUGACUGUCCAGAGCAGGGAUACAGCUUUAAGUUAUUCAAUCAGCGAGUGGUUGGUUUCUCGGCUGACCCUUACCAGCUUGAAUCCAGAUCAGGUCUCCCUGAUAUCGUGGUGGCCGGCGUCCUGCAGGGUUUGUACCCCAGAGAUGUCAAAGUGAGUUUCAAAAAGAGCUGCGGUAAACCCAGCGGCCUCACCUGUGCACCAGAGCUGCCCGCGCAUCCCAAAAUCCCCAUCAUUAUCAUAAACAGAAGCAGCAUCGGCUCACUGCCAGAGUCACGGAGAACAUGAGCGCAGUCGCUGCAGUGUUGCCUAGCAACUCCAUCUGCUUUAAAUGUGCCUUCACGUGUUUAUAUCGACUAAAUCUUUCAUCUUUAGGUUUGUCAUAUUUCUCAUGUGAACCUCACAAAAACUCUGUAGGUCAUCGUCAUCUCAAGCGUUUAUUUAAAAGAGCACUAUUUUUAGGAGCCCUGCCAACUGUACUACGCACAAAAACUAGAUUUAAACGUAAAAAGCACAUCUGCAAUUAUCUGACAUCGCAGUAUGUUGUGCUCACUUGAUUUAUGGUCAUUUUAUAUAUUGCCAUAUUAAAAUCAAGUUUUUGUGCUCGUCAUAAACAUCUUUAAAAUAAGACAUCUGAAUGUUUUUUUUUUUUUUUUUAAGAUUAUUUGGUAUUCAUUUCAUAGACAUGACAUUGUUUUUUUUUCUAGGAGCCAUGCCAAACAUAAAAAGGCAGAAAAAUAAGUAUUUAAUAUUUAAAAUUAAAUCUAAUUCAAUCAAAUUAAUAAAAGCCAAAUGCAGUUAUACAUAACUGCAAUAUGUUCUUAAGUAAUUUUAGUUUUAGUUGCCUUAGUAAAUUCUAGUUGUGCCUAAUUUGUCAAAUCUUAAUAGUCCUAAAAAUAUUCUUUUAUCAUUUUUGUGCAACCUUAAUUUCUAAUGUUUUGAAUGCAUGCAUAUAUAUAUAUAUUUCUUUUUAGUAAGACAUUUUUUCACUUUGCAAACCCAGGUUGUGACCGAUUUUGAUUUACUGUCCCAAAAAAAACCAUUCCUGUACCGUGAAUCGACUUAAGCAUUUGUUUCUAUUGAAUAAAGAGUGUCUGAAUUGUU
Puntigrus tetrazona (Sumatra barb) is the source of this 1577-nucleotide messenger RNA. RefSeq names its product sorting nexin 22 (gene snx22). Lineage: Eukaryota; Metazoa; Chordata; Actinopteri; Cypriniformes; Cyprinidae. Gene Ontology annotation, molecular function: phosphatidylinositol phosphate binding. The record is from RefSeq and is a predicted model, not a curated record. The transcript is spliced from 6 exons. The coding region runs from base 87 to 761 and encodes 224 amino acids.